Xiphophorus maculatus (southern platyfish) is the source of this 2432-nucleotide messenger RNA. RefSeq lists its product as uncharacterized. The coding region runs from base 328 to 1449 and encodes 373 amino acids. The transcript is spliced from 8 exons. Lineage: Eukaryota; Metazoa; Chordata; Actinopteri; Cyprinodontiformes; Poeciliidae. Gene Ontology annotation, cellular component: membrane; endoplasmic reticulum. Gene Ontology annotation, molecular function: chloride channel activity. The record is from RefSeq and is a predicted model, not a curated record.
ACUCCUGCAGCCCAUUUACGUAGUACACCGGGCAUUUCGACAACAAUAUCUUAGACGCCAUUAAAUCUCGAUAUUUCACUGUGAGUUUUUACCGUUCGUCUCUCCUCACCACAUUUUCUGGACGCCGCUCUGUUUUUUUCCAUAAAUAAGUUUGUCGACCGUGCUUUCACUUUCGGUUGAUACUUGUAGGGUUAGAGACGCUGUGAAGUCCGCCACAUUAAUGCCAUCCAUUUUAUUUUAGGUUGGCUGAAAGUCUUAUGUUGUGAAAACUGGAUUUUUGCAUUAUCAGCCAGCUUUUAUUGCUGCUAUUUUUCCAGGCGUGUAGAGAUGGUCGAGUGGCUAGACCCUUAUGACAUGCUCAACUAUGAUUCAGUUGCCAAAACUAUGCGAAAGACGAUAACGACUGAGCCACAGUGCAGUUCCAGUAGUCAACAUGUGGAGGAUCUGCAGAGACAGAUCGGGAUGCUUGUUUUGAUACUGUUAGCCAUCACCUGCAUCCAGAAGACGUUUUCUGGUUCUCUAAUCGUUUGGACCUUGAAAUUCAUCAUGGUGCUGAUCGUUUACUUCCUUGUCAGUAUUCCUUGGAGUUGGUUAUGUCUGUACCAGGUUGCCUUCUUUGAGCAUCAAAACAUCAUCAGAGAAACUGUAAACCUCAAUGAAGAAUGUAAAGGAAUACAAGAAAUGGAUUGGACCGAUGGCUUGAAAGAGUGGUUCAGAACCAGCAGGCCUCUCCAUGACGACCCCUGUGAAGAUUACUAUGCUUUUUUUAGAACCAAUCCCCUCCGUCUUGUACGUCUAACCAAGGUAGUAGAAUUUACCUUCUGGAUUUUAAUGAAAGACCCACUAAGACACUUUGGGGAGGGUAUAAGUGAGCUUCAUCGAGCAAUCCUAAAAUAUCUGCCAGUUACCCUUCAGUUUCCAGUCUUCAUGAUCAUCAUGCUCAUCAUUUUGUGGUUCAUGAAUCAAAGUGUAGAGCCUGGCUCGCAACACUACACCAAGACACCAAUGAAUAAUCUGCAAGAUCUUCCUUCAGGAGUGAAGGAUGGUGAUCGGGUGUCUGCGUCUGACCAGGAUUGUGACCAAGCUGUUGAUAAAAGUCUUGUCGAUAAUGUGGGAAGUAGCAUCACUGCAGAGACACUGGGCUGUGUCGAACCUCAACUUAGAAAAAACAAAGAAAAUGUUGAGGCGAUUGAGAAUCUCUCUGUUAGUUCAAGGUUCACAAACCAGCAGAAGACACCUGAGAAGUCUGCUGCCAACACUGAUGAACCAGACAGCUUAUGCCCAGUCAACGUGAAUCCUUCACAGGCUAAUCUGGAGGACAAAGAAGACUUCAAGGAAGACGACACGUCCUCCAUGUCUCUAAGAAACUCUUUUAAGCUACCGACUUCUGUUGAGGAGACAAAUCCUAGUGGAUUAGACUCCAAAGCAAAGUUUGUUGUUCAGAAAUGAUCUCCAUUUAACUGCUUGACUCAUAUUUUGAUAGUAGAAUCGUCUUGCGAACAGUAAAGUGGCUCCUCUGUGAUAAGUUGAAUUUAGGUGCAUAAAGACACCUUGCUCUUUUAUCAAGAAUGUUUUAUUUUUCUUUAGAUACAAAGGAAAAUGUUCCCCGAUUCACAAGACUUAAUGUUACCUCUGUGAUUACUACUAGCUGUAUUACAUUUACAAGAAAAGACUUUUGAAGAAACAAUUGAGCAAUAAACAAAAAAUGUUUAAAUAAUCAAAAUAAAUUAAUCUCAGUAUUUUUAUUUUUAAGAGAAAAUAAUGUAUUUUUUGUUGUGAGUAAUGAGUCUAUAACACUCAUUUAUUGCACAACUCAUACAUCCAGAAACACUUACAUGGUAGACAUUUAGGACUAUAAAGAGAGUUAGAAAGUUACAAAUGUUAUUUUACAAAGAUUUAAAAAAAAUACUUUAUGCUGAGGAUGUUAAUCAGUGAUUCAGCUAGAUUUUACAUUUUAGUGUUGUUUGUGGUUCACUGGUUCUCUGUGAUUUUGUUUUCUUUAAGAAGUGGACAUUUAUACAACGAGAUGAAAAUAUUUUUCUGUGAAAAAUGACUUUGAAUGUGUAUUUUUGUCCGUACUAAAACAACCAGAAUUAUCUGGUUGCCUGGAAGUUUGUUUUGCUGUUCAUCAUCAGGCAAAAUUCAGAAAUUGGUGAGGCUUUUCAGCUAUGGUUGACAGACGUUUUAUUACAGUGUAUCUAGAGCAAUCUUGGUCUUCUUCUGCUGAAAUAGACCUGAAAUGUGAAAUUCUGCAUUAUUGUUAUUUUAGCCCAUGUAAUACUUUAGUAUUAUUUAGUAUUAUUAGUAUUAGUAUUUAGUACAGUUUUGAGGGUUUUGUUAAUUAACUGGAGUUAUUGUGGUAGUAAUUAAAGCUUAAGUUAUGCUUCUACCUCAGCAAAGCAUUGCCAUGUAUAGAAAUUGUGUAAAAUAAA